This is a messenger RNA of Cloeon dipterum, 2580 nucleotides long. RefSeq lists its product as uncharacterized. The transcript is spliced from 16 exons. Gene Ontology annotation, cellular component: plasma membrane. Lineage: Eukaryota; Metazoa; Arthropoda; Insecta; Ephemeroptera; Baetidae. Bases 58 to 2391 code for a protein of 777 amino acids. The record is from RefSeq and is a predicted model, not a curated record.
GAUCAAUAAUUAGUCAAAAGUGUUGGCCAAACAGAUUUAACGCCUACCACAGGAAACAUGGGUGUCUGCAGCUGCUUUUGCAACGUGCUGAACGGCAUUUUCAAAUAUGCCGUCUUCAUUUUCAACCUCAUUUUUGUGCUUGGAGGCGUCACAAUUUUGAUCCUCGGUGCACUGAUGGAGACGAGCGUCCUGGACAUUAGCAAUUACAUCGAUGUCAAUAUCCACGUUUCAGCGAUUGUCUUGAUGGUGAGCGGUGGCGUGAUCAUUUUGGUAGCAUUCUUUGGCUGUUGCGGCGCCGUCUCGAACAACAGGUGCAUGCUAAACAUCUACGCCUCCCUGUUGCUGCUCGCGUUUUGUCUGCAAGUUUCCGGCUUCGUCUUGGUGCUCGUUUGGAACCCUGACGUCAGCGCCGGCCUCGAGAAGGAAAUGAUGCAGAGCCUGUCAAAAUACCCUGUCGAAAACACCGGUUCGAACGUUCAGAAAUUCUGGGACACGGUGCAGAAAGAGUGGGAGUGCUGUGGAGUGCACUCGCGACUAGAUUGGGCCGUCUACAACCCUGCUCUUCCCCGCGUGCCUGAUUCCUGCAAGUGCAACUCCGACUACGAGGUCUUCUGCACUACCGAAGGGUACUACGAACGCGGCUGCUACCCUGAGCUCAAGGACCUGACCUUCGACAUUCAAGAAGCGAUGGGCUGGACUGCCAUCGGACUUGCCUCUUUCGAGGUGGUUGUUGGCAUCUUGACUUUGAUUUACGCCAAUAGUCACCGCAAUUCGAAAAAGGGCCGUAACAAUAAAUGGUAUGUCUAUAUAUUGCGAAAGCAGGUAGGCCUCUCGAUAUUCUCCCAUAACAAGCUGGCGACUACAAUUGCGUACAGAGUUUUGUCCGACGAUCAGGAAGGAAGUCAGCAAAACAACAUGGGCUUGUGCAGCUGUUUUUGCGACAUCCUCAAUGGAUUUUUCAAGUAUAUCAUCUUCCUGUUCAACCUGAUCUUUGUGCUUGCCGGAAUCACGAUUUUGGUCCUUGGAGUGUUGCUGGAAGUUCAAGUUUUAGACCUCAGCCAGUACGUUGAAAUAAACAUUCACACGUCCGCCAUUAUAUUAAUGGUCGCUGGUGGAAUUGUCAUCUUGGUUGCUUUUCUUGGAUGCUGUGGAGCGAUUUCAAACAACAGGUGUUUCCUAAACCUUUAUGCAUCGCUGUUGCUGGUGGCUCUUUGCUUGCAAGUGGCCGGAUUUGCAUUAGUGAUCGUUUGGAAUCCAAAUCUGUCAGAGGAUCUCGAGAAUGAGAUGAAAAAUUUAAUGGUGAACUACGAUUCUGCUGGAGAAACUGGCAAUGUUUCGCGAACAUUCUGGGACACCCUGCAGAGCACAUAUCAUUGUUGCGGCAUUAACGAGAGCAACGACUGGAAAGACGUUAGGGAGAAUGUGCCUGAUUCUUGCAUAUGCGAAGAUUUGAACUUUCCUUGCAGCGAUGGCUUCUACGAUAAUGGAUGCUACACAAUUAUAAGGGAUAGCAUUUUCGUACUACAGAAUGUUAUGGCCUGGAUUGCCCUCGGCAUUGUGCUGUUUGAGCUUGUCAUCGGUACACUCACGCUUAUUUAUGCGAACAGCAGCAGACAGCGCAAGCAUCAAACAGCUGUCCCUGUCGCCAUGGCCUGCGAUUGUCAAUUUGCGACGCCUAGGUUACUGGAAUGGAGUUUCUACGUUACUCUUGGCAUCACCUCGAUUUUCAGUUUGGCAGCCAUCGUUUUCGCAGCGGUGAUCAUUCAAAAUGUGUCUUCAAUGAGUGAAUUUUUCAACAGCGAGGAUGCCUAUCCAGCGACGUUUGUUUUAAGCACACAAUGCCUGACGUUUCUUUUUGGAGCUUGGGCUCUUCUGGGAGUUUGUAAGCAAUCUGCUUGCUCCCUUUAUACGACCGCGUUUUUUCAUUUCCUGCUCUCGGUGCUGCAAGUUGUUGGGAUUGUCGGCACGUUUGUGCGUAAAAACCUUUUUCGAGGAGGACUUCUGUUUGACAUGGAAAGCCUAGCUUCUAGAUACUUUUUACCAAAUUACGGCGGGGAUUCCAAUGCGAAGUUUGCUUGGGACAAACUCCAAAUAAACCACUAUUGUUGUGGAAUCCGCGAACCAAGUGACUGGAGCACGUACAGACCGGAAAUGCAAGGACUUCCCACGUCUUGCGUGUGCUCGGAUAUCGACAAACACUGUGGCGAUAACGAUAUCUACCAAUUCGGCUGCUACGCCACCUUGGAACCUUUUAUGAUUAAAAUGAAUGAGGCAAUGGGAGCAAUGGCGAUCAUCGCUGUCAUAUUCCAGGUUGCUUCAGCAGUUUUGUCAAUUAAACUAGUCAAGGCGCUCCGAAGGCAAGAUUCUGUCACCUACACUCUGAUUGAUUAAUUAAUAAAUUAUAUUUUGGUACCAUAAUAUUACAAUGCACAUUACUACACUGAUUGUUUGAUCUCUUGGCUGUCAAAUUUCAUUUGUAAUUCUAAACGCAUUGAAUGGCAACAUUUAAUUACAUUCGAAUAGUUAUAUUAAACCUAUUCUUCUUGAAUAAAAUACAAAACAACAUUUAAUUUUUUAAAA